GACGUCCAAUAGCCUGACCGGGGGCUCUAGUCGGCCCCCUCCUCACAGGAGAUCCUCUCCGCUGAAGACCAGCGUAGACGCGGGUUAGCCACGGUUGCGAGAUCACCAUCACCACCACACGCAAGAAUUAACGGGCCGAGAUUUCCUCCCUCACCAACUCGCAGCAUCCAGUCUGAUAAUUACUUCCAGCGAGAACCACCGUGCAGCAACCAUGUCCGUGGCGGGGCUGAAGAAGCAAUUCCACAAAGCCACUCAGAAAGUGAGUGAGAAAGUUGGAGGUGCAGAAGGAACCAAGCUCGAUGGAGACUUCACUGAUAUGGAAAAGAAGAUGGACACCACUGCUCGGGCAGUGAUGGACAUCAUCACCAAGACCACCGAGUAUCUGCAGCCAAACCCAGCCACCAGAGCCAAGAUGAGCAUGAUGAACUCCAUGUCGCGCAUGCGGGGGCAGGAGAAGGGACCCGGCUACACGCAGACCGAGGUCAUCCUGGGAGAGUCCAUGCAGAGGUUCGGCAGGGAGCUCGGAGAGGAGUCCAACUUUGGCCUCGCUCUGAUCGAUGCUGGGGAAGCCAUGCGUGAGCUCGGGGAGGUUAAAGACGCUCUGGACAUGGAGGUCAAGCAGAACUUUAUCGAUCCAAUGCAGAACCUCCACGAAAAAGAUCUCAAGGAGAUUCAGCAUCACCUGAAGAAAAUGGAGGGUCGUCGCCUGGACUUCGACUACAAGAAGAAACGAUCCGGCAAAGUGACAGAAGAUGAGCUAAAACAGGCACUCGAGAAAUUUGACGACUCCAAGGAGAUUGCUGAGCUGAGCAUGUUCAACCUGUUGGAGAGUGAUAUUGAACAGGUGAGCCAGCUGGCUGCGCUGGUGCACGCUCAGGUGGAGUACCACAGCCGCGCCGCCGAGAUCCUCACACAGCUCUCCAGUAAGAUCGACGAACGGAUAAAGGACACUACCGUCAAACCCAGGAAAGAGUUUGCUCCUAAACCACGCACGUCUCUGGACUUCUCCAUCAGUGAGAACCACAACGGAGGCCUCCACGGUGCGCGCUCUCCAGGGGCGAGGUCUCCAGCAAGAUCUCCAGGUGAGAGAAGGCGACUUGGGAUGAGAGGCAAAAUCUCUCUAUCUCCAUUAUUUUCAUCCUUCUUAAUUGACUUCUGUGCAUGUGUGUUUUUUGUUUUGUUUGCAGUGCAGCUCGUCUGCAGUGCUGUUUUUGUGCGUUAUAACCUCUAGUUUCUCUUUUGUACCUUUUUUUUUAAAAUAUUGAUUUGAUUGCGUUUACUAGCUUAUUUGUAAAAAGAAUAAUACAAAUCUAAUGUGCGCAUGCCUAAUAUGAAGCUGCAGCCAGUUAGCUUAGCAUAAAGACUGGAGACCUGGGGAAGCAGCUAAGGCUUCAUCCAAGCGUCAUGAGCACAUCAAGCUCACAAACCUGCUUUCUGGCUGCAUCCUUAACAGACAGAUAUGAUACCUGUAUCAAUCGUCCUAUCGACCUGCUGUAUCAAACGUACAACUAUUCCUAUGACUCGUUAUGGUUUCCUGGUAACUGAUGGUCAUGUUUUUGUAUUUCUCUCUUGUGCUUUGUUUACUCCUCUCUGCAUCUUCCUCUUCUAUUUCCCUCUUCCAGGCAGGUCCCCAGCCCCCCUGGACCAGCCCUGCUGUCGCUCACUGUACGAUUUUGACCCGGAGAACGAAGGUGAGCUAGGCUUCAAGGAAGGCGACAUCAUCACCCUGACCAAUAAGAUCGAUGACAACUGGUACGAGGGGAUGCUGAACGGCAACUCUGGCUUCUUCCCCAUCAACUACGUGGAUAUCCUGGUGCCGCUGCCCCACUAGGACGUCACCACUACCAGCUGAGUCUGUAAACGGUGACUAAACAGAGCCCCUCCCCCCCCUAAAACCCCCCCCCCACCACAGUACCCAGUACUCCCAGUAAGCUGUUCCUUAACAUCCCCACCAACCACCAGUGCUCCGCUUGAAAGGAGUCAAAACAGCAACAACACAAUAACAAGCGAAGAUUGGUGACAAAUUAAAGCGAGUGUGCACCAAUUGAGCGUAAAAACUUUAAAUGAGGAAAACUCUACGUUUAUGUGGUUACGUCCCCCCCUUUUAUCCCGGGAGGUACAUUCAGGCUUCCGUAGUCUCUUUUCUCCACUUCUGUCCCAGCUACUGUCUUGGUUUUCCGUUGGCUGUCAUUCCGUCAUCACUUUGUGAGUUUAUCAGAGCAGCUUUGCAAAAACCGCGCUUUUCUCUCACUCACUGUACUUUGUGGAAACCUCUGCAGUAGAUAGAAAAAAAAUUGGUCCACGUGCUUCAUGUUUGUUAGAGACUCUAGGUCAAGCAUGGUUUCAAAUGUUUAACGUUUUAUCUUAUACGAAAAUAUGUUGAGCUGAUUUUGUUUUUGUUCGAAUAUUCCUCUUGUUUUUUUUAAAUGGCUGCCAUCUCUCGGCAUUCGCUAUCCUGUCCAAACGAUGUCCUCUCCUUCUAACUACUCAUAGAUUUGACUAGUUGACAACUAACGGCAACGAUUACCCAUCCUGUUUUUAUUUCAUACAUAUCAACAUGUGCAUGUGAUUGUGAUUGGAAACCAAAGUUACCUACAGAGUCAACUCCAGUUUUUAGCUUUAAGACUUCCAGACAGCACGGUGUCAGCGAAUCUGUUCGAGGCAACGGGACGAAGCUCUGCAGUCUGUAGCUCUUCGGUAUUUCAAUCGGGAAGAUUGAAACUGUGUUCUUAAAUACGUGACAUUACCUUUCUGAGCCAGUGAUUAGUGGAGUGAUGACAUGAUUUGCAAAAAUGAGUUGUGCAAGUUGUUCAAACUGUUUGAAGUGAUGUAAGAAAUCUACGGUGCAUAAGUUUCAAUCCUCCAACGUGUAUUUUAUCAGCAGCUUGUGUGAAAAAUGGUUGAUGUAUUGUGAUAUAAUAACUUGUAGGACUUAACUGUUCAUCGGGGCAAUCGUUUCUUCUGCAGCCAAAGGUUUAGCUUUUAUUGCUGCAUCCCUACUAGUCCUCUUAGUAUUCUGUGAUGUAGCUGUCUAUAAGCUAUUGAUUAAGGCAGAACUAGACAUAGCCAGGAGUGCACAAAUGGCCGAAUGGAAUGAGAACUUUUUUUUCCCCGUCUUGGUGGAAAUGUUUUAUUCAUUGGAAUGAUGCAACAUACAUUAAAAAAAAAAAAAAAAAAAAAAAAAACUUUCUCCAACAUCAUUUAGACUAAAAGCUACUGGUUUACCCUUUUCAUGUCAUUUAAGUCCUCAGAAAAAAAUGCAAGAUUAUAUACAUGUUGAAUUAUAUUUCACCCGCUAUGUGGUUGUAUGCAGUAUUGUGUGCGAUUUAAUGUUUAAUUUAUGUACUGAACACCUAGAAGUCCAACCCGACUCGUUCAUCACAGUACGUUUUAGUCCAGCAGGAAGGUGCUGUCAGGCACUAUCCCUGGGGUCUUAAAGUAAAGUAUUAACCCUACUGCAAGGUAUCUGUGCGGCGGGUUACACUAUUCUUCACCCAUCUUGUAUUAAUGUUGUGCGUGUCCUUUGGGCGGUGGGGUCUGGGUCUGCAUACAGCGCAUGUCGUGCACAGGGACUGGGGGGGUUGCAGAGGACUUCUGACGCUGAGGUGUCUCUGACGGUGUUGCACAUGAAAAGAAACAUGGAUGUCUCCUUGAUCAAAUGACAAAUUCAUUAUAUUACGUAGGGAUACAAUAAAUCGUGCAAUAUCAACUGAUACCCGUAACAGGUGUUGUUUUGUUCCUGAGGGAAGCACAACCUCAACAGAGAGUACACUCGUUGGCUGACGAAGACUAACGUUGCAGUUUAGAGGUCAUACAUUUAUUUUUGAAAGCAAAACUGUUCCUUUUAUUCUCUUUUCUCACUUUUUUUUAAAACAAUUGUGUGUAUCUUUGCCCUCAAUGAGGACUGUACAGCUUUUUCUGUGUUUUUGUUUUCACCUUGUGUGUAAAACCGCGCAUCCACAAUAAACUUGUGUUUUUUUGUAACUGUGACAAGAGUAUACACAUAAAGUAUAGAUGUAUAUACACAGUAUAUUAUCCAAAAAGCAAUGUGAAAGGAGGGAUUCUCUGUGCUGCACAUGAUUGUCUUUGGAUUCUUUUUGUUUUUCUUUGUUUUUCUGUUUUUGUUUUAUUUUAUUCUUGCACUGGAUUCUAAGACUGUAUGCUUGAUGUAAGGAAAAAUGUUAUAAGUCAAUGUAAUUUAUUCAAAUAAAAAUUAAGAAAUAAAAAAUG
Messenger RNA from Pungitius pungitius (ninespine stickleback), 4230 nucleotides. It is a transcript of the gene sh3gl2a, whose product is annotated as SH3 domain containing GRB2 like 2a, endophilin A1. Gene Ontology annotation, molecular function: protein binding. Lineage: Eukaryota; Metazoa; Chordata; Actinopteri; Perciformes; Gasterosteidae. The record is from RefSeq and is a predicted model, not a curated record. The transcript is spliced from 11 exons. Gene Ontology annotation, cellular component: cytoplasm; presynapse; glutamatergic synapse. Gene Ontology annotation, biological process: synaptic vesicle uncoating. Bases 212 to 1231 code for a protein of 339 amino acids.